UGCUGUGAGUUCCUCCAGACCGGCAGGGGGCGAGCUGAAGAUGCGGCCAACAAGUUGCGGAUGAUGCCCUCUUGUUCCGCGUUGCAAUCUUUGUCGUGUCCCCCUCCGCGUGGGUUAGCGGGAGCCACGCGACUCCGGCCGUUCGGGACCCUACCGGCCGAUCUGAACGAUGGCUGAGAAGAGUGAAGCUGCCGGCCGUGGGCGCGCCCAGCAGUCGCUGUCGCUCGAGCCCAAGCUGCAGAAAGAGUUUCAGCAGAAGUUGCAUGGGAUGAAGAAGCAGCCGAAGGCAAAGCUGACAUCAGGUGUAAUUUACUUGGGCCAUGUACCCAAUGGAUUCUUUGAACCACAGAUCAGGAAAUACUUCUCCCAAUUUGGAACAGUUCUAAGACUUCGCCUUUCACGAAGCAAAAAGACUGGGCGCAGUAAAGGAUAUGCAUUUGUGGAGUUUGAGUGCGAUGAAGUUGCUAAAAUUGUUUCAGAAACCAUGAACAACUAUUUAUUCGGUGAACGGCUGUUGAAAUGUCAGGUUGUUCCACCAGAAAAAGUGCACCCACAACUUUUCAAAGGUAGUAACAGAUUUUUUAAGAAGCCUACAAACCCAGCAGUUGCUCGUUACAACAAGAAGCGAAACUGGAAAGAAGAAAAAAUUAUGUCACAGAGACUUCUUGAGAAAGAGGGACGGUUACGAAGAAGGCUUGCAAAGAAAGGAAUUGACUAUGACUUUCCUGGUUUUGCUGCAACAAUGCCUCGAAAGAAAAAAAGGUUUCCUAAAAAAUUGAAUGAUACAGUGAACAGCCAGGAUGUAACUCCCGUCUGCACACCUGCUGUUCUGAAACAACGCCAGAAGUGUAAAGGUCUCAAUGAUACAGAUGAUGAAAUCACAUUCAAAGUACCACUCUCUGAAAAGACUUCUAAAAAGCAAACUGAAUCAUUAGCUGAAAAAGUGAAAAAAACAAAAAAAAUGAAGGUGAAAAGAAAAAUUCCAGGCAAAUGAAAGGAAUUUGUGAACAAAGAAUCCGGAGAAACCUAACAGCAAUGAAUUGGGAACAUUGAUGCCAUUAUUUUGUAGAAAAUUCUACUAAAAUUUUUGAUGAAUCGUGAAGGCAGUUCUUUAAGGUGCCUUUGCUGUGUGACUAGUUGUGCUUGGAAAGUUAAAGGUUCUACAUUUUAAGCUUUGUUUUAAUUUAAUUUUAUACAUCUCCCAAGAUUCAGGCAGCUUAAAUAUUUUGUACAGUGAUCAAUUCAAAAUAAAUGUAUUACACCUGCUUGAAAUUAUUUGAAUACAGAUAUGUAAACAAAUUUUCAAUAAAAAUUCCUUUGCUAAAGAGACUAUUUCAAACUUGGUAUCUUUUUAAAGUUGAACAGAUUUCAACUGCAAGCUUAGUAAAAUAUUGGUAUUUGAAGAAUAUUGGUAUUGGAAAAUGUAUCAUUUUACUUAAUCCUUUACAUAUAGCUAUAUGACUUUCUGGUUUUUAGUUAUGCCUUAGCUAAGAAAGCCAAGUAUGUGACCAGUAGUGUGCUGCUGUAACACUGGACAAUUUUCUUUAGAAAAUCUUGCUUCGUUGAUUUUUUUUUCUUUAUGACAGACUACUUGAACCUGAAAAUAAAGGUAA
This is a messenger RNA of Hypanus sabinus (Atlantic stingray), 1613 nucleotides long. It is a transcript of the gene nifk, whose product is annotated as nucleolar protein interacting with the FHA domain of MKI67. The transcript has 6 exons. NCBI's taxonomy places the organism in Eukaryota, Metazoa, Chordata, Chondrichthyes, Myliobatiformes, Dasyatidae. The coding region runs from base 170 to 994 and encodes 274 amino acids. The record is from RefSeq and is a predicted model, not a curated record. Gene Ontology annotation, molecular function: RNA binding. Gene Ontology annotation, cellular component: nucleolus. Gene Ontology annotation, biological process: maturation of LSU-rRNA from tricistronic rRNA transcript (SSU-rRNA, 5.8S rRNA, LSU-rRNA).